AUGACUCCUUCAAAGCCUACGAUAUCCCACGACAGCCAAGAACUCGAUGAGGCCCGAGACGCAUCCUUACUCCUCUCUUCUCCUCUUUCAACUCCCCUCACCACAAGCCCCGAGCUGGUCUCAAUUCAGUCGCUGGCCGACCAAAACCCGACACCACUCAGCAUGAUGGACGACUCAUGUUUUCUCGACAUUGACAAGUGCAUCUUGACUGGUCUCGAGGCGGGCAGUGUUAGUGCUCCAGCUAGUGUCGACAAGACCACAUCAUCUUCCAACCAAUCACCAUCGAAUUCAGUGGGGUUACCUGCUACAAAUGAAGACCCCAGCACUCACAGCCAGCGCAGUGCAGAUCUUCCUGGACCUAAAGAGACUGCAGAUGACGGAAACGCCGAACCGACACGUGCCGCUGACGAUGGUAAUGUUCUUCAUUCAUCUAGGGAGGAUUUCAUUUUACAACCAAUUCUAGAUGGUCAAUCGAGCGAAAAGUCUCUAGAAAUCACCCAAACAGGCCAACCGAAAAACGGUGCAUCGCAAGCGCAGCCAAAAGUCAUUUCGCCGUCUACUUUAAAUACGACAGGCCUGUCUGCCCAAAAUAGCAACGCCCCAUCAAACGCCGUCGACCCUGCUCUUGGUUUCAGGGGCCAUCAUUUCGAUCAGCACGAGUAUCGAAUAGAUAAUUCGACAAGACACCAGCAAUACGAGACGAUUUCAGCACCACCCACUGGGCCCUCAUCUGUGGCAGCGCUCCCUGCGCGAGGGACAGCCACAGCACCUACUCAAGGUGCCACUCGGGCCAUGUCUAGUACUACCUCCUCCACUAGCAACAGUUCUGUCCCCCCUGGGCAUCAAAGACACCGCAACGAUCAUUCCUCACACGACAACGGUUUUCCUCCCUCAAACAAUACAUCCCUUUCUUCUCGAUUAAGUGGCAUCAAACUUGAUACAAGUUUUAUACGGCCUACGCCAAGACCAAUCGUCCGCACCGCACCCGACUCUCCAUCCCUUAAUAUCAAACAUCCAACUCCCGACAUCACCUCCCAGGCACGAUCCGGAGCCUACGUUGGUAACAUCGCACAACUCGAAGCGACUGCCGAACGAUUGUCUAUGACAAGUUCCAUCGACGAUGCGAUCCGAGAUUUACACACUGAACUAAAGCGAUCCGACAGUAGACGUUCCUCAAUACUCGCUGCCAGUCUCAAAGCCUCAGGGUCUAUUGACGAUUACAACGCUCCUGGUUCCGCUGUCGAACAAUUAAGACGACACCCAUCUAUCGCUUCCUCCAUUGUUUCAACAAACAACGCUGCACGCCACGGUGGUUAUUCCCCCGCUGGAUACGUACUUUCUCCGAACCACUCCUUUACCGGGCGACUCAGAUCGGGAUCCAAGAACUCGGCAGGCCGACCGGACUUUGACCUCGAUUCUGUCUUAUCACGACACGGCCCGGGCAAGGCAUCUGUUAGGAGUGUUCGCUCUACAAAGGUUUCUCUGGCCGAGAUUUCAGAAUCCGAACCUAUUGCACUGACCCAAGACGUUCUCGACAUGGCCGACAAGACCCCUGCCAAGAAUCCCGAGGGCGACUCCCUAUUACCUGAGGAGCUCCGCGACGCCAACAUGCCCGCCACAGAUGUUUUCCAGAACAUGAUGGGAGAUGAUGAUUUUAUGGAGAACAAUCAGCACUCGCAUGCCGGUGCAAAAACUGGUCACCAGGCGUCCCGAGAUCCACAACGACCUGGAAGUUCGCACUCGGACACGACUUUCCAACAAUGUCAAGAUGCGUUUGGUGAUUUUGAUGGUGUACACUGGGUUCCCGACCAAGAUGACCCAUACGCUCCCCCAGACGGCGUAGAGCCCCAAUCUCAAGCUGCACACCGACCGGCUCCACGACCAGACACCCGGCCCCAAUCGUACAUGGACCCCGAAUCUGGUCAACAGAUGCUCUACUACCCAGCUCGUGUCCCCGCUAUGCUCAACUUGCCUCCCAAGCUUUCCAACAAGCCCAAGGCCAAUGAAAGGAACAAGCGACGCUCCCAGGUAAUGAGUGCUAUGUUGGAUGGCGGCAGAAAAUCACAGGUUCUGGAUGCUCCUGUUCCAGAGCGGGAUACAACUAGAGACUCCUGGCUGCCCGAUCCUCUUGCUGGCCACCGAGCAUCAUUCAUUGCCCUGACAUCUGAUGAGCUCAGGGAACUAGGUCAACAGCCAGAUCCAGCUCGUUCUUUGCAUUCGGAUCAGGAUGUCGCCCCUGUUGUGCAACCUGAAGCCACUGCCGAUUCGUCAGUUGAGACACUGAGGCGUCCUCAAAAGCUGUCUCGCAAGAACCAAGACGAGCGAAAGUCGAGAAUGUCAAAUUUGCCACCGCAACUGAGAGCAAGUGCUUUCUUUGAUCUCCCUGACAACACGCAGCCGGAUAUCGAAGUCAAGGACGGAUCGGCGAUGGCCACUCUGGAAAGUAUCCUGGACGCUUCCGCCAAUGCCCCUGUCAGUGCAUUCACCGAUCAUGAACGUGCCGGCAGGCUCGGAAAAGAGGUCUACGGCAAAGAAAAGAAGCGCACGUCGGUUGCUGCGUCUACCGCUCUUCAACCUGAGCCUGACAAGAAGCAUGCUAGGAAACGCUCUUCUUUUCUGUGGCUCGGUAAACGUCAUAGCCAUGUUAGUGACGACAACAAGGAUAACAAGGAUCAAAAGGCCCAAUCUGAGUCUGGGUUGGGGCCAGUGAACGCAGAGACCAACGCAGGCGAGAACGAUGGUUUGGCUCGUAGCGUUAAUGACCUCGGAGACGUGCAUAGCGAUGAUGAGCAGCAGGCUGCCAAAGAGGAGGCCGAAGAUGUUACUGAGGAAGAGGACUACCACGGCCCUCCGACAACACUACUUGCUGAACUACAGCUCCGCAAACAGCAGCAGAAGGAGCGAACCCAACGGACAUUUGGGCCGGGUGGCAUGCACGCAACCUUGCUAGAGAUGGACGCUGUUGCAGAGACCCAAAAGAAAUCAAGGAAUACCAAGCGUAUCAACUUGGCCUGGGAAGAGGGGGGUCAAGUACAGCUUGUCGAUGAGGACUCUGAUGACGAGGACAUACCUUUGGCCGUCAUCGCAGCACGCAACCAGGGUGCAAAGAAUGUUAUGGAUCUGAACCGUCCCAUAGGUUUGAUGGAGCGUCGUGAGAUAGAAGAGAACGAACCCCUCAGUCACCGCCGAGCCCGUCUACAUGGCCAAGAUCCUCGAUCUAUGGUUAUUACCAACCGACCAAGCAUGAACAACCUCAGCGCUAACUAUCUCCCCACAACACCUCACUCUGUCGCACCGCACUCUGUGCAGAACGCAUCCACCGAGCCCGAUGACGAGUUUGAAGGAGAGACACUUGCGGACAGAAAGAAGCGCCUUGCUGCCAAGGAAGAGGCUGAGAAUCUUUUGCCCAAGGCCCGCCCUGUCAGUAGUGCCUUUUCCGUUGAACUCCUGAACCAAUUUGAGGAUCCUGAGGAGAAGAAAAAGAAGGAAGAGGAGAGUAAGCCCAAGUCUGGAGAGGAGGAGACUUUGGGUCAACGCCGCCGUCGCCUGCAAGCUGAGCGUGAAGCUCGUGAGCGGGAAAUGAGCUUCAACCAGCUGAAUGCAAGUUCUGAGGAGGCCCCAGUGCCAAUUCCCGGCGUCAACGGGCAAAUGCAUCAGAUGUCAAGUGUCCUUUCUGCCCAUCCCAAGAGGAGUGUAAAUGAGGCCAUGGCAGAGCGCGAGCGCCUUGAGCGUGAGAGGAGAAUGGUCAGAGAAGGUGACGUGAGGAUGGCAGCCUAUAGAAGCCAGAUGCCUCAAACCCAGGGAGUUGCGGGUAAUGCCCAUUCUGGCGGUUACCGUGGUGGUACUUUCAACAAUGGCCUUGGCGGUCAAAACUCUCAAGCUGCUAUGUCUUCACCAGCUCUUCACACCCAGCUUCUUAACCAGCCCGCUCUUAACCAUCGAAAGAGUGCCGUGUUUAAUACAUAUGGUGCCCCGAUACAACCAGGUCCGUACGGCGCCGGCGGUAUGAGCGUCUAUGGCGGGAACAUGUUGCAGCCCGGUAUGCAAAUGCCUGGCCAGGCCGGCCCUACCAACAGAAUCGAACAGUGGCGCCAGGGUGUUCUCCCUUAA
This is a messenger RNA of Fusarium venenatum, 4110 nucleotides long. RefSeq lists its product as uncharacterized. The record is from RefSeq and is a predicted model, not a curated record. NCBI's taxonomy places the organism in Eukaryota, Fungi, Ascomycota, Sordariomycetes, Hypocreales, Nectriaceae.